UGGCUUUGGGCAACAGUUUGACGCCGAGCCAUCGCACUGCCGGGGUUCAAAAACGGGCAUAAACAACAGCAAGACCGACGGCGGAGACUGCCGAACGGGGGCGAAAGAGCAGCGGGAGGGAGAGUGGCAGAAACACGGAGGCUCCCUGUCUCCUGUGCAUACGGCGGCGGGGGGGGGAGAGGUGUUUAUGAGGGGAAUAUAAGCCGUGGAAGCGGACGGACUGUGUGGAGAGACGCGAUUUCAAAAGACAACACCCCCCCCCCGCCCCGCUCCCUCCUCGGACUGGGCAGAGAAGAAGCACCGAGCGGAGAGUGGUUUGCGAGACACCGCUGCCUGGUGUGGGCUUGCGAGGUUCCCGGGGUGAAAACCGCCAGGGACUGGGCAGCAGCUCGGACAUUAGCGGGCUCUGCGGCCGCCAGCCCGGGGCUCGCCUGCGGCGCUUCCCAGCCGGGAGCCCGCGAACUCGGGCCGCCGACUCCUUGUUGCACUUCGGCGUGACCUCCACUCCUGCAAGCUUGGUUUGCUUCUACCUGAGAUCCUUGAUUAAGGCAGUCGGAUGCACGGAGCUGGAUAUUUGCCGGAUUGAAUGAGGUGAGCUGUGAAGCUCAGAUCAGCCCGUAUCGCCUGACAGUGCCGGCUUUACUCUGAUCUUGAUACUGUUGUUGCCUUAACUGCGGACAAGUAACCCCCUCCCUUUAAAAACCAACCUUCAUUUAUCGAUCGAAGUGGAUCGAUCACAAAAAAGCGUACUUGGCAUCACCCAAGAAGAACUGGAGACUGGGCUCUCCCUUGACAUCCCUGGGAUUUAAAUUGGUUGGAUAUCGUGCUGUGGUUUUGGUUCAGUUUGGAUUUCUUGGAAGUUUCCCUGAAAGACCGCGGAGACACGACCUGCUCCUUCUCCUCUGCAGGGAUAUCUACCCCUCGCUUGUGGAUAAAGUCGGGCAUUGCGCGCUCGCCCGUGUUUGUGUGUGUGUGGGGCUCGGCUCGGCUCGGUCCGGUCCGGCGGGUCGCGAUGGCUCAGCAGCAGAUGCCCAGCUCCCAGAAGGCGCUCAUGCUGGAGCUGAAGUCUCUCCAGGAGGAGCCUGUGGAAGGGUUCCGCAUCACCCUGGUGGAAGAGUCCGACCUGUACAACUGGGAGGUCGCGAUCUUUGGCCCCCCCAACACGCUGUACGAGGGGGGCUACUUCAAGGCUCACAUCAAGUUUCCGAUAGAUUACCCCUACUCACCUCCCACCUUCAGGUUCCUCACCAAGAUGUGGCACCCAAACAUCUACGAGAAUGGCGAUGUGUGCAUCUCCAUCCUGCACCCCCCCGUGGAUGACCCCCAGAGCGGAGAGCUGCCCUCCGAGAGGUGGAACCCCACGCAGAACGUCAGGACCAUCCUGCUGAGUGUGAUCUCCCUGCUGAACGAGCCCAACACCUUCUCCCCAGCCAAUGUAGAUGCCUCUGUCAUGUUCCGUAAGUGGAGGGACAGCAAGGGCAAGGACAAGGAGUAUGCUGAGAUCAUCAGAAAACAGGUUCUGGCCACGAAGGCGGAGGCAGAGAAGGAUGGAGUGAAGGUGCCCACCACGCUGGCUGAGUACUGCAUCCAGACCAAAGUGCCUUCCCACGACAGCAGCUCCGACCUGCUGUACGAUGACCUGUACGACGAUGACAUGGAGGAGGAGGAAGAGGAGGAGGAGGCUGAAGCAGGCGAGGCGGGCGAGGGCGAUUGCUAUGAUGAUGAAGAUUCCGGCAAUGAGGAGUCCUGACCUCACCAUCUUUCCUCGCCCGACAGAUACCCCUCCAUUCCCACCCUCUCCGAUCCUGUCACCCCCCCACCAACCCCCCACCGCACACACACGCCACAUGCAGUGAAACCUUUUCUGUCUCGGACCCCUGUCCUCCAUUUCCGCUGCAGCCCAGCCCCGAGAAACUCUGUCCGCUUGUCCUUACCUUCCUUUGUUCUGUCCAAGACUAAACGCACAGCGUCUUGGUCGCCUGUCUUUCCUUCCUCUGUGUGUCUGUACGGUGCUCACUUCUGACAGCACCUCCUGCUCCUGUUCCCCACCCCUCAGGAAUGCCUGUGCGUGUCUCUGUCACAAAGACUCCCAGAAUAAGAUGUUGUGACUGCAGCCCCAGCAGCACCCUGCUCAAGCCUGUCUAGCUUGCCUGUCUGCCUUUACACACACACACACACCCUCCCCCCCAACACAACCAAAAACCAAGAAGUCCUCUUGUGUGCUGAAAUGGAACUUUAAGAAAACAAGGCGACCUCAACCCUUGAUCAAAAACCCCCACAACUCCUCUUUCCUCUCCUCCCUCCCCCUCUGCCCUUUUCCUUCUGCUUUCCCCCCUCUUUGUUUCCACUCCUUGCGAAUAGACCCAGGGUUUUCUCUUACCACAUGGGGAGAGGUUUGGAUUUUAUUUGUGUUUCGUUUCUGUGAGACAGGAUUACUGUCUCUGGCCGCAGACCUCUGUCUUGUGCCAGGUGCUUCCCGAGACUCCCACCAUACCUCUGUUCUCAGUUUCCGAUGAGCCUGAACAGUCCUCACAACGAUCAGCCAGUGAUCGGGACAGAGAGAAAUCACCCCUUUAAAGUGUUAGUAUUUACCUUCUCUCAUGUUAUAGUACAGUAGCUGCUUUGGCUCUGCAUAUAUUAAAGGUCAGUGUUUCUGUUAAAGGGGGAGGUCUGAUGAUGAUUUUUGUUAUUAGUGUUACUGCAAGCACUUCUAAUAGUGGAUAGUUGUAUCAUUGUGCACUAUACACAUUUAGUGUGAACAACUAAUUUCAGAGUGGAGCCAAUAUCAUGAUCAUAACAAAAACACUGGAGGAAGGGGUUAGAAGCCGUUGAUCUAGACUGUCAGCAGUGAUACUUCAGUGAGACAGCUACUGAAAUAUUUGGAUUUUUUUACAGAUCAGACUCGUCAGAAGGGGUACUGGGAGGGGAUCGUUAAAGGUUUUAUAACUGGGACAAAUGAGGUUUCGUAAAAGUGCAGUAGAACGUCCCAGUAGCAGCUUGUAAUACAUCUGUAAAAUGUGUUCUUUUCCUUCAGAAGAGUGGAACAAAUGUUCUCAGUCAACUCUGCAGGAUUAGAAACAUGCUUGUUUUCAAAAUGCCUGCUAAUUUCAAAUGAAUGUUCCUCCGACUCUGCACUCAUCACUUGAGUGUGUGGAUAUUACUGUCACUGAUGAGACGAGCAAAGAACAUGAAGAUGCAGAGAGAUAACUCACCUCAUCGAUAUGCAAUGUGGAGGGAGACCUGGAAGGGUUCCAGUUGUACCUCGGCACAGGCCAGACGGUAGUGGGAGAGAGGGGGAGCUUACCUCAAAUCCCGACUGAGCACCGAACAGCCCUCCCCAGCAUUCCCAGCAUUCCCCUUCCUGCUGACACAGCCCUUAGCAGAUGGGGACCAUGCGGUCUCCCACAGUUCCCUGUGCAAGCUGUCUGCAGUUUUAGUCCAUACUGCCAAUGAGCCUCGUCAGUGAAAAUAUAAUUAUUACACCCGCAUGGACAAGCUCGUUGUAGCUAGAGCAGAGAGCUGGAAAGCAAGGGUGUGGAGUUGAGUUGAGUUUCAGACGGGUCAGCAGUCGUGUGUCCACUCGGAGGAGGGCUGCUAAGGACAGGGGCCGAGACCCGAGACCGAGGGUGCUGGUAGUGAGGUUAAAUAGUCUCUGAAAAGUCAAUUGAAUAAAUACAGGUGACUGAGGCUAGGUGGGUAAGGCAGUAGAGGAUAUGGAUAUAUAAAUCGGAGCGAACUUUGUCGCUUUUUUGGGACUGUCAAGUUGGAAUAUGCGUUUUUCAUAUUUCAUAUUUCCCUCCCUCAUUCAUUCCUCUUUUUAAAAAAAGAAACCCUCCUGGACCCCCUCCCCUCUUCCACGCCCUCCCUCUCGCCAGCCCCCCCCCCCUCCGCCCCUCCAUGUGAAAUGCCAGAUGGGCGAGAAAGGACAGUAAUCGGUUCAGGCUGGCGAGAGGGGGCGAACGAUCCGGAACGCGUGUGCAGGGCCCCUCGGCCUGCCCGUCCCUCACCGCGCCGCACAGACGCCUCGGACGCUCCCGCGGCGCUGAGCUGGGCUGGAAGCGGAACGGGACUUCUUCAGACUGCGGCUUACUCGGUGCCGUCAGCCCCGCAGGAGUCUGGCUGCGAGCUCCCGGGGCAAGAGGUUCCACUGCGGAGCCCAUUCGCCUGGCGGAGCGGUUGUAGUUCCGGAAGCCAUUGUGGGUUAGGACCGCGCCUGCAUGCGCCCAGACAGUGUCCUGAACCGCAGUGCUGUUGAUCUCCGUGCUCUCAACAGGGACUGGGAUGCGGUUUGCAGGUGUGCAGACGUCCCAGAACUUCCCACUGGGAAACCAUGACCGCAUGUCUGGGUUUAAUCACUGAAUUAAUGCGUUUGAUUUAUUUGGCUUUUUUUUUGGGGGGGGUUAAGAAUCAUCUGGUACAAAGCAGCAGCUGUCACAUCGUUCUGUCCAGCUCCGUAAAAUUUAAAAAUGGGAAAAAAAAACAACUUAUAAUUCUGAAAAAGAAAAACACAGACUUGGAGGGUGUAAAAAAUAGAGCUGCCCUGCUUCACCCUGGUUGUAAAAGAGAGAAAAGACGAAGACUGCUGAUUUACCUGCAAGGAUAAGGCAAAUUUGCUCACCACAGACGGACGCUGCUGUACUGGUUUGUGAAGGCAGGGCUGCACAGGCUGCUCAGCUGACAGAGGUGGGCAGGUACUUAUAUCAGCAUAGAGUCACUGCCAUCCAGCAGAGGAGUGGGCUGGGCAGACCGCUGCUGCUAACAGGAAAUGCAUAGGGGUAAAAACCUUUAAAGUCGAAGCAGCAGUAUCUUCUCCAGUCCUUUGCACUUACCCUUCACAGGAUUAUCACCGAAUUGUAAAACUUCAGCAGCUCCUUUUUCGACCAGCCUAACCUGAAGAUGAUAACUGGGGUUGAAAUACCCCAAACAACACUUUGCAUCUGCCCAGAGAGAAAGGUCUGGACAAAGACACAACUUCUGCAGUUUGAAAGUUGACUUUCUCCAAACGUUGGUUCAGUUUCAAGAAGAAAACAAAACAGAUGUUGUUAGAAGUUUUAAUUUGUGUUUUCUGCAGUGUGACAUGUCAUAAGAAAUAAGAGCAGUGGAAACCAGCCUGUUAGCCCAAUGAGGCUCUUUUAUUUUGGGAGGUUGCUUAUUGAAUCCUCAGAGUUAAGAGGUGAACUGAUUAAUCUUGUUUGAUUGAGCACAAUGCUUCUAAACCCGGCAGUGUGAUGGAUGUCAGAUUGCAAACAGGGCCUGCUGUCUACAUUUAAUACUUAACUGCAUUAAUUAAUUGCAUUUAUACAGUGCUUGUUAUCACCAAGGUCCCCAAAGUGUCUCGCAUAUAGGAAAGGAUCCACCUCAUCCACCCCUUAAAGAGCAGGGCCCACUUGGGCAUGAGGUGCCAGCAGCCUGAUUGCACAGCAGAUCACAUAGACAAGUGAGAAGCUGCUUCACCCGUUGAAUUAGAGUGGCAAAUGAUGGUGGAGCGAUUUCUAAAUUAGGGUUUGGUUACAAUCAACACAACUUUGCCACCCGUGGUGUGUCCUCAGUCCAAAGGAAAAUGAGUAUUGGAUUGUUCAGAUCCCUUAUUUGACUUGGUUAAAACUACUAGAGUGCUGAAAGAGACUGAAGUUUCAUAGCAUGUGUCCAUACUCUGUGCCCAUGCAGCAUUUGUGGUGUUAUCAGUGUGUCAGCAACUGGAGUAACGCUGCUCCACUGACACUGGGUUUUUUUUUAGAGUUAUUUAAAAGGCUUUGGCAAGAUAAAAGUUGAAAGAAAGAAAACAAACUGCUUGGUGUUCUUUAUUGCUCAUUCUCUUUGAUGCACACUUAAGAAAAUAUUUAUUUUUACUGCAUUGUAUUGCAACCAUAUGUUUUGACACAAAAUCAGUGUUAAAUUGCAGUGAUUUCAAAGGGGGCGGAAUUAAUCGCCUAGUAAAGAAGUGCUGUUGAAUUAAUCAAAACUGAAUGUCGGAUCCAGUGUUGCCCACUUAGUGAAUAAGGACACUCUUUGGCCCCAGUGAUCCUAAAACACUGUAAAACAAAAGGGCAAAUUCAGCUAAAUCACCCUAAAGUCACAAAUGCAAUAAUCAUCACACAGAGCCCUGCUGAUGUCGGUUUGAGUGCUGCCUCAAACAGUGUUGUGCACCUGGAGAGACUUUCUGCCGGGGUAUUUUGUGUUUGGUGGGCAUUGUGCAGAAAAGAAGACCAGAUAACGGGCUGUGUGUUAUAGGCACUAUUUUCAGUGUCUCCCAGGUAACCCCUGAUCAUUAGGCAGGGGUGUGUGCCAGACUGAUGGAUGGAAGCAGUCUGAUAAUGGGAGAGCCCCGACCACUGAUGCUGCACAGUGCUGGGUUAGCUGUCGGUUUUCGGGACAAGUGCACAAGCUUUGUGCCUUACUGUGGGAGCCCUCUUGACUACAGAGACACUGACGUCUACCUUUCACAGGUGAACAGUGAGUGUUGCACUUUUGAAGGCGAUUUCAAAGCUAACUGCACCUUUCGAUACUGAACGCCUUACUUAAAGGAGUGAGGCCACAGCACCAGCAAACUGUUCUCUAACCCUGUUAAGGUUUGAUUUGGGUAAGGAUUUGUUUCACAUUAAAACCCCGAAGAGGGUGUGACACACGCUGUAGGAGUGUGGUGAGUUGCAGUGUUCUGUGCCCCACUGAGAUGUUGGCAUUCAAGACCACCUUGUGUUUGGAGAAUGGUAGUUGCAUCCAUGUUUUUUUUUUUACAUUUCAUUUUCAAUCUUUUAAUCCUGAUCAAGGAAAGUUCUUGGCAUUAUCAAAAAGACACCGUACUUUCUCAAAUUUGUUUAUUGCAGAUCAGGUGGUUAUCUCUAAAUCAGCCACUAGAAAGGUGUUCAGUUGCUCCAUACUAGACCAGUUUUUUGCACUCAGUAGGAGCUUAGGUGGAAAUUAAAACCAAUAGACCCAGAUUCUGUUGUGCUCAGGAGUUGGGCACCCUUGCAGAACAACUGGUACAUCAGCAUAGCCAGUAUUAUACAGGCAUAUUAAUGGGCAGAAGAUUUCAGGCUAGGAAUUAAAAACUGCUUUAAAUUCAGGCUUGUUCCAUGUUGCGCUGUGCUGCAGAUCUAAAUUAUUGCUUACUCUAGAAGGCUGAUUAUGGUAGUCUGCACCAGUUUCAUUCAGCAGAAUACAGAUUUCCUUCGUACACAAAGUGCAUGUAGCAAAGCAGUUAUUCAGAGAUGAGGAAGAGGAUCUGCACAGUUCAAAAGCUCCUGCCUUUCCCCCCCUAGCAGGGUGUUCUCAUCAAGUUGGGCUCAGAACAGCACUCCCUCACUGCACAGGCUCUUAGUCAGCAAGGCUUUACAAGUAAAUACUGAAGAGAAAUGUUUGGUUUUUAUUUAGCACUUUACAAAGAUCGAGACUCUUAAUGUGAACUGCCUAGAAAACGAAAUCAUACAGCUGAAAGAAAGUACUGAAAUACCAUCUGGUUGGGAUGCAGUUAUGUUACAUAGUGCAUCGCGUUUCACCGGGUGAGUACAGAAGGUUGAAAUGUAUAUCACAGGGGCGUAAGACCUGAAGAAAUGAAGAGUACUGCACUGUGUAGAUUGCAAGAAAUGAUUCAUCUGAAUUGAUGACGAGGGGGUUCUGCAGUCCUGAGGGGAGCAGGGUUUUAAUAGGGCUGCAGCGUCACAUCUGGGCACCUCUGGCUCAGCCCUGGCAGGAUUAAGAGCCUCAGAUGGGGCAGGGAUGUUGCAACACUGUGUGUUGUGGGGGGAAGUGUCAGGUCUUGAUUUUGUCACCACCUCUGUGCCGCACUUGUGUGUUCAUAUUUCAGACUUGUGAGCCACUGCAUUUGUGUGUCAUAACCACAUGUUUUGAGGUAAUCAGAGAGUAGAGUGACCUCUUUUUUUAUCAAGCUUUCUGCUUAACUCGGUUCAGAUGAUCUACUUCAGCCACUGUGUCUUUGACAUGAAUGAAAAACCCCGAAGGCACUCGAGUGUCUUCUUGACCUGUGGCCCAGUCCAAUCACAGUCCUGGCACACGUAGUUCCAGUUGACAGGAGGUUGCUGGGCUCAACCCUAGAGAUGCUCCACUACAGUAUUCCAGGCACCACAUGAUGAAUGCACAGUAAUCCUUAAUGCUGAAAGUGCCAGCUGUCAGUUCCCCACUGGGCUUGGUGAGGACUUGCAUCCCCAGAGCCCAUUCCUCACCCUCUAUGCAGUGAUGGCACAGCAUUCACUGAGUCAGUGCUGCAUGACUGACUCAGUCUUAAAACUCAGACUCCCAUUCCCCUUCUUAAUCUUCACCAUCUUUUCCAAAUCAUCUCAUGGUGUGAGGAAGCUAAUUCAUUGAAAUCGGUUUGUCAGGGAAGGAAAAAAGGUUUUAGCAGAAGUUAACAUGGGCGUCUGAACUUCUGAAUAAUUAAACAAUAUGCCUACUGAAAACACUGCAUUUAAAGUGUUCUUAAUGUGUCUUGAUCUGAAAUUCACAAGUUUUGUCUUUUUUUUUUUCCCCUGGUUGGUAUAGUUUCUUUUGCAUUACCCCUUUUUCUGUAGGACCCAAAUUCCCAGCCCCCUUCUUUCUCCAUGUAGGUUUUAUUUUGGUCUCUCUGCAUCUAUUUACUGAUUAAUAACAAAUGUGAAAUAAAGGAUGCUGUAUUGUUACCAGC
Messenger RNA from Lepisosteus oculatus (spotted gar), 8638 nucleotides. The record is from RefSeq and is a predicted model, not a curated record. Lineage: Eukaryota; Metazoa; Chordata; Actinopteri; Semionotiformes; Lepisosteidae.